Messenger RNA from Closterium sp. NIES-65, 2808 nucleotides. Lineage: Eukaryota; Viridiplantae; Streptophyta; Zygnematophyceae; Desmidiales; Closteriaceae. The record is from the annotation of a GenBank genome assembly.
AUGAACUAUGGUUCGUUUGCCCCCCUCCCUCCCGCUCUCCCUGCCCCCACCUCCCAUGCUCGCGUGCUUGUGCUGCUGUGCCGCAGAGGGGUAGUCACAGGGCGGCACAGAGACAGCGAGGGGAGUGGGGGGGAGGGCGAUGAGGCAGGUGGGGGUGGGCGCAAGGUGCGGCAGCAGGUGACAGAGAGAGACCUGUUUGGAGAGUCCAGCGAGGAGGAGGAGGACGAGGAGGGGAGGGAUGCGGGCAGGAAGCAGAGGAAGGCCAGCCGCUCGCCCCAAGGCACUCCCCUGGCGCCGAUGUUACAAUUUCGCACCACACCAUCUGCCAACGCAUGCUGUUGUCGCAUCGUCACUCACACAUGCCUUGCCUUCUCCGCUCCUGCUAACCACCUUCCUUCCGCUUUCCUCACACAGCAGAGGCAUGAGUACGAGCCGGAGGAAGCAGGGGGACGAGAGGCACUCCGAAAGUCGGUGCUGUGGCUGAUGCAAUUUCGCAGCACAGCACCGACAACUCCCCACGCACGUUGCCGUGGCAUCUUCACAUGCCUUCUCUGCCCCUGUUAUCCCCCACUGUUCCCCCUCUUUUCCACUUUCCACCCCUUCCCCUCGUCUCAAUCAGCAGCGGCAUGGCAGCGGCAUGGGUAUGAGUCGGAGGAGGGGGAGCAGAGGCACGAGAGGGGCGGCUAUGACGAGGAGGGGCGGUGGGAUGAGGAGGGCGGGGAGCGGCGGAGGGCGAGAGAGCGACCCAAGGGGCCUCCCUUGGACCUCGACCUCUCUCUCUUUGACCCCCCUGCUCCACCCGACAAGGUCAUGUGUAUGUGUGUUCAUUCUUCUUGCCUUGCCACACAAGAGGCCUCUCUUAGAGCUCGAUCUCUCUCUCUCUCGUCCACUCCCCUGCUCCACCCGACAGGGAGGGUAGCGCCUCACAGGGUAUGGUGGGCAGUGGGCAUCCAGGCAGCGACCUUCGACCCUCAUUGCCUCUCGCUGCCCCUCAUUGCCCCUCCCCUCUCCCUGCCAGAUGGUGAUGGUGAUGGCGAGCAACAUAGUGGGCAUUCAAGCAGCCCCCUUCGACCCCGACACAUGGUGAUGGUGAUGGCGAGCAACAUAGUGGGCAUUCAAGCAGCCCCAUUCGACCUUGACACGUAUGAGGAGGGCGGCCCACAGAACCUCAUUCGCUGGCGCCACGUGCGCCGCCCCGAUGGCACCAUGGGGGUGAGUGCAGCAUGGGGCGAGUGGGUGCAGCAUGGGGUGGAGAGCAACGCGCGCAUGGUGAGGUGGUCAGACGGCUCGUUGCAUCUGCUGCUGGGCGCUGAGGUGCUGGCCACAGACAUCAAGAGCAUGCAGCAUGAUAAGGCGCACCUCUUUGUUCGCCACCCCAAGCAAGGGGUGGUGCAGGGGCAGGGACAGCUGUUAGAGAAGAUGCGGUUCCGCCCAUUCGACACGCACAGCCUGAUUCACAAGAAGCUAACGCUGGGGCUGGACUCAAAGUACCGCAAGGGCAAGGAGCUCAAGAGCAUCGUCACCACUGGCGACCCCGAGAAGGAGAAGGAGGAGCGCGAGCGGGUGAGUGGCGUGUGGUGUGGUGGCUUGUCACUGGCGCUGGGGCUGGACUCAAAGUACCGCAAGGGCAAGGAGCUCAAGAGCAUCGUCACCACUGGCGACCCCGAGAAGGAGAAGGAGGAGCGCGAGCGGAGCAUUCAGCAGCAGAUUCGCACCAAGGAGACUCUAAGGCAGGAGCAGGAGAAGCGAGCGCGGAAAUACUCCAACCAGCCGCAGCAGCGUGCCGCACGCGACCGCGAGCAGCAGCGAUACGGCGGGGGGUACCGGCAACAGGUGUGUGGAGUGCCGACAGGUGCAGUCUCAUUCUUGCACCUCUCUCUCUCCCUCGCCCUGCUGCCCGACCCCUCUACUCCUCCCUGCUGCCCAACCCCUUCAUUCCUCCCUGCUGCCCAACCCCUUCAUUCCUCCCUGCUGCCCAACCCCUUCAUUCCUCCCUGCUGCCCAACGCCUUCACUUCUCUCUGCAAUUUGUACCUUAUACGGCCACUGGAGUGCAUGUUCCUUCCAUGCAACACUUUUGAGCCCACCCCCUCUUAAAUCCUGCCUCCCCCACCAGCCCUCUCCCUCUCACGGCCAUCGCCCCGCCAAGGCUGCCAGUCCUCAGGCAGAGGAGGCUGCCAGUCCUCAGCCUUUCUGGUGUGCCAUCAGUACCCUCCAAGUCCUCAUCGUCCCUCCUUUCCCCACUCCCUACCCCCUCUUUCAUCCCAGCUCCCACACCAGCCCUCUCCCUCCUAUGACCAUCGCCCCUCCUAUAGACCCUCUCCCCCUUGCCUCUUUCAUCCUGCCUGCGCCCUCCCCUCCCCCCACCAGCGUUCGCCCUCCUACGACCAUCGGCCCGCCAAGGCUGCAAAGGCUUCAGGCAGAGGAGGCCGGUAUAGUGAUGAGGAGGAGUCUGAAGGGGACAGGGGGCGAGGGGGGUAUGAUGAGGGCCGGGGGGGCAGGGGCAGGAGAUUGGAGGAGUCUGAUGAUGAGGGGUAUGGGCGGAGAGGUGGGGAGAGGGGGCGGGGAGGGGGGGAGGAACAGGGGGGGGAUGAGGAGGAUUGGAUGGAGGAGCGGGAGGAGAGCAGGAAGGCGGCAGCGUGGCGGCGGAAGAGAGUGGUGGAGAGCGAUGAGGAUGAGUAGGUGGUAUGGGGUGGGGGAUGCCGUGCCAGGUGCCAUGGCAGGUGGCAUGGCAGGUGCCAUGGCAGGUGCCAUGGCAGGUGGCGUGCGAGGUGGGGCAGUUGAGGAAGAGAGUAGUGGAGAGCGAUGA